AUGGUCACCCAUACAGGUUCAGCAAGCCAAGUUUCGUGUCCCGACAAUGAGGCUCCAAGCCAGAAACCGGAGCUGACAAGCGACCCGGAGAAGAUAUCCCCAGAGCAGGAACGACCGACGACCUCUUAUUUCUCUCUGCCGCAAAAGCAAGCCCCCAAUGAGUCUGCAACUUCGGAAUCUCCUGCGGAGGUGGCAAGGGGGGCACGGUCCGGCAGAGAGUUACUGCGCCGACUCAGUCUUGUUGACUCCAGGGGUGCUGAGGCCUUGGAGGUCGACCCUCGAACGGCUUAUCCUGGUUUGCGGCUGAGUGGGAAUGUCAUCAGUGCUACUUUCUGCAUUCCGUACCAACUUACGCAUGGGGGAAAUGGCGAGUGGGCGCUGUCCAACCGGCGCGGGACUUCUGCAUUGUUCGACUCAUUCGCCCAUCUCUCGUCGGAUAAGACCCCGUGGAACCACACCUUGGUCGGAUGGACGGGUGAGAUCCGCACACAGCAGCAAGCAAAAGCUAUCAGCAUAUUGCAGUCCGAUGCUGCUGCUGCAAUCGCCGCCGCACAAGUCCCCCAUCCCAUCAACAAGUCGGCCGCACCGAUCCCAGUGAAUGGCACCAAGCCCAACACUCACGUCCCUCAUCCCGAUCAUCUCAGAGUGCCUCGCUCAGAUCGGAAUCGCCUGGAGAAGAUCCUGGCGCAACAUCCGAAUGGCAAAGUCCUUCCUGUGUGGCUGCCGGAAGGCCCAGGAGACGAGGAUGGCGAAUUCAUCUUCAAAGACCAAAGCCGGUGGCGGAAAUAUGCAGAGCACGAGCUCUACACUCUUUUCCACUAUCGACAUCACGGUCCUGACGAUGGCCGAGCCGAGAAGACUUCGUGGGCGGAUUACGUGCAGAUGAACCAGUGCUUUGCGGAUCGGAUUUUACACAUCUACCAGCCCGGAGAUAUUGUUUGGAUCCAUGACUAUCACUUAAUGUUGCUACCGAGUAUGUUACGCCAACGAAUCCCCAACAUCUACAUUGGCUUUUUCCUGCAUAUCCCGUUCCCUAGCAGCGAAUACAUGCGGUGUCUGCCUCGAAGAAAGGACAUCCUGACUGGCGCCCUCGGUGCGACGAUGAUCGGUUUUCAAUCGUACAGCUUCUCCCGACAUUUUAACUCGUGCUGCAAACGCAUCCUAGGUUUCGAGUCCAGUUCAGCAGGCGUGGACGCAUACGGCGCACACGUUGCCGUGGACGUAUUUCCCAUUGGCAUCGACGUGGCAGCGGUGCAGAGAACGGCUUUUGGCGACCCGGUAAUAGAACAAAACAUGAGAGCCUUGAAGAAGAUGUACGCCGGCAAGAAGAUUGUGGUCGGCCGCGAUAGACUCGAUACCGUCCGAGGAGUGUCGCAAAAGCUGAUGGCAUUCGAGAUCUUCUUGGAAAGAUACCCGGAAUGGCGCGACAAAGUGGUUCUCAUUCAGGUGACCAGUCCUACCAGCGUGAUGGAAGACAGGGUGGACGGAGCUCACAAGAUCGAACACAAGAUUUCCAACCUGGUCUCGAGGAUCAAUGGCGAAUACGGGUCGUUGAGUCAUUCCCCGGUGCAGCAUUAUCCACAAUAUCUCUCGUCGCAGGAAUACUUUGCUCUGCUCCGGAUCGCCGACGUUGGUCUUAUCACUAGUGUUAGAGACGGUAUGAACACGACCAGCCUGGAAUACGUCAUCUGUCAGAAGAACAACCACGGCCCCUUGAUCCUGUCAGAGUUUUCCGGGACCGCCGCCAGUUUGAGCAACGCCAUCCACAUCAAUCCGUGGGACCUGGGCGGUGUGGCCGACGCACUCAAACAGGCCCUUGAGAUGCCCGAAGCUCAAAAGAAGAGCAACCACGACAAACUGUACAACUACGUGACGACCCACAAUGUCGCGACAUGGUCGAACAGCUUUCUGAAACGGUUGCUUACCAACCUCACCUCGUUUACUCAAAGCGAUCUGACGCCGGCCCUGGACCGCAACCGGAUGAUCCAGCAAUACCAUGCUGCAAAGAAACGACUUUUCAUGUUCGACUACGACGGCACACUCACGCCAAUCGUGAAAGACCCCAAUGCCGCCAUCCCGUCGGACCGAGUCAUACGUACCCUUAAAGCUCUUGCCGCCGACCCACGCAACCAUGUCUGGAUUAUCAGUGGCCGCGACGCCUCCUUCCUCGAGGAAUGGAUGGGUCAUAUCACCGAGCUCGGCUUGAGUGCCGAACACGGCUGCUUCCUGCGGCGGCCUGGUUCAGAGACCUGGGAGAACCUUGCGGCGGCCAUGGACAUGGGCUGGCAGAAGGAAGUCAUGGACGUCUUCUCUUACUAUACAGAACGCACUCAGGGAUCAUGGAUCGAGAAGAAACGGGUGGCGCUGACAUGGCACUAUCGGCAAGCUGACCCUGAUUUCGGCGCCUUCCAGGCACGGGAGUGUCGCAAAGCCUUGGAGGAGAAUGUCAUGAAGCACUGGGAUGUUGAAGUUAUGAGCGGAAAGGCCAACCUGGAGGUGAGACCGCAGUUUGUGAACAAGGGCUUCAUCGCCACAAGGUUGAUUAACGAGUAUGGAUAUGCGAGGGGUGAACCACCAGAGUUUGUGUUGUGCUUGGGAGAUGAUCAGACUGACGAGGAUAUGUUCCGCGCCCUCCUUAAGACGGAUUUGCCCAAAGAAACCGUGUUUGCGUGUACCGUGGGCGCCAGCAGCAAACGCACCCUAGCGACGUGGCACCUGCUUGAGCCGAGCGAUGUCAUUGCGACAAUUGCGGCCCUGAACAAGGCGGAGAACUUGUAG
Molecule: messenger RNA, 2778 nt
Organism: Fonsecaea erecta
Lineage: Eukaryota; Fungi; Ascomycota; Eurotiomycetes; Chaetothyriales; Herpotrichiellaceae
Product: trehalose-phosphatase
Exons: 2
Coding region: 1-2778 (925 amino acids)
Biological process (GO): cellular response to heat; trehalose biosynthetic process; fungal-type cell wall organization
Cellular component (GO): alpha,alpha-trehalose-phosphate synthase complex (UDP-forming); cytosol
Molecular function (GO): catalytic activity
Source: RefSeq, a predicted model, not a curated record